UGAGACGCUUUCCUUCUGUCUGGCCCGUGCUGUGGCCCAGCUAAAUCCGUAGCAGAGCGCAGGUGCUCCCAGGCGCGGAGCUGCAAAGGUUGGCGGGGCCGAGGGAAGACGGCCCGUGGUUUCAGACAGGGUGACUUGUUCCUUGUCUCUGUGUCUCCAUAAACUUCCUGCGUGUAACCAGAACCCGUGAGAAGAUACGUGGCUUUGACUAAGACAUCUGCCGUUCAGCCCCGCACCCCGCGGCCCCCUCCUGACACGUGUCUGGCUGUCGCACCCGGAUCCUCAGCCUCUCGCGGAAGCUGCACACGCCCUCCCGUGGGCACGCCCCGUGCCCGACGCCGCGCGCAGCCUCUCUUGGUGGAUAAGAGGAAGCACUGAUUUUCUUCUAAACAGCUUUAUUGAGGAAUAAUUUACACGCCAUAAAAUUCAGUCUUUCUAAGGGUAUUAAUACAAUGAUUUUCAGUAAAUGUAGAGACUUGUGCAGCCGUCACCGUCGGCCACUCUGGACACAUUCCUGUCGCCCGGAGAGCACCGCCCGGCCGCAGCCACUCGCCUGCCCGGACAGCCCGCCUCCCGCCUCGGGCGGCCGCUCUCCCGCUGUCUCUCGGCUUUUCUGUUCUGGGUUUUCAUAUAAAUAGACUCAUAUGACACGUGCUCUUUUGUGGCGGCUUCUUUUACUUUAUGUGGCUUCUCUUGUUAAGCCUCACAAAACUCCGAGAAGAUAUUCUCCGCUCUUUACCAGACUGAGGGAUUCUAACUGGGGUUAAAAAUCACUUGUCCACAAACAGAGUAAUUUACUGUCAGACACUAGUGCUCGAAGCCAGUUCUUUCAGACGCCAGAGCCUACGUUCCUAGCCCUUGUUGUGCUGUGUCUUCCUAAUGAGAAGCUGAAGAAACGAAAUGAACUGUGGACUUAGGAGUCAGUUCCAUCUAGAGGGUUCUGUUUCCUUGAAGCUAAGAAGAAACUUCCCAACUUGCCUGUCUUCUUGGAAGACUCCUCCUCGCGCCCUGCAGUCCUCCCAGUCGGAAGCUCUGCUCAGUCCAACAAACAAUGGGCUGCCCUGCGCCCCCCUGCAGACGCUCACCGCCGAGGAGAUGCUGAUAAAGACCUCAGUUAAAAAAUUUGCCCAGGAACAAAUUGCUCCUUUGGUUUCAACAAUGGAUAAAAAUGCAAAGAUGGAGAAAUCAGUAAUACAAGGAUUGUUUCAACAAGGGUUGAUGGCUGUGGACGUCGACACCAAGUACGGCGGGACCGGGGCGUCCUUCUUUUCCCUCGUCCUGGCGGUGGAGGAGCUGUCCAAGGUGGAUGCCUCUGUGGCCCUGAUAUGUGACGUCCAGAACACGGUGGUCAACGGGCUGAUCAGGAAGCACGGGACGGAAGAGCAGAAGGCGACCUACCUGACCCAGCUGGCUACGGAGAAGGUAGGAAGUUUCUGCCUCUCAGAGGCUGGAGCAGGUAGUGAUUCAUUUGCUUUGAAGACAAGAGCUGAUAAGAAGGGAAACUAUUACGUCAUCAAUGGGUCAAAGAUGUGGAUCAGCAACGCUAGGGAAGCCGAGAUCUUCCUGGUGAUGGCCAACAUGGACCCUGCCAUGGGCUACAGAGGAAUCACCUGCUUCGUGGUCGACCGGGACACAGAGGGCCUUCAUGUAGGGAAGAGGGAAGACAAACUGGGGAUCAGGGCCUCUUCCACCUGCUCGCUGACAUUCGAGGACGUCAAGGUUCCAGAAGCCAGUAUCCUGGGGCAACUGGGCCACGGCUAUAAGUACGCCAUCGGGAGCCUCAAUGAGGGGAGGAUAGGAAUCGCCGCGCAGAUGCUGGGAAUAGCUCAAGGAUGUUUUGACUACACGGUUCCAUAUAUUAAAGAAAGGAUGCAGUUCGGCAAAAGAUUGUUUGAUUUUCAGGGGCUGCAGCACCAAGUGGCCCAGGUGGCCACCCAGCUGGAAGCCGCGAGGUUGCUGACGUACAACGCGGCCAGGCUCGUGGACGCGGGGAAGCCGUUCAUAAAAGAAGCUGCCAUGGCCAAGUACUACGCGUCGGAGAUGGCAGGACUGACGACCAGCAAGUGUAUCGAGUGGAUGGGAGGUGUGGGCUACACCAAGGACUACCCCGUGGAGAAGUUCUUCCGAGAUGCAAAGAUCGGUACAAUAUACGAAGGCACCUCAAACAUCCAGCUGAACACCAUCGCGAAGCACAUCGAUGGGGCGUACUGACCGCACGGGAGGGCCCGCUGCCGCUCGCCGGCUGGCGUGAAACCCUGAGCUCGCGUGCCUCUGUGGGGAGUAGCCCUCCGCAGCGUCGGGGCGAUUUAUGUGGGUCCUCGGUCAUGGAUCUUGGGCGGACCUUUUCUAUUUUAUCUCUCAGGCCUGCUCAGCUUAGGCUCAGGAAAUCAUUUUUAAAUUUGGGAAGGAGUCUACUCAUAUCUUCUCGAAAACGUUUUUAAGUUCUUUCGGUAUAAUUCUGCCUUCAGGGAACACAGAAGUUUCCCUCUGUCCACAUCUGGAGUAUUAGUAACAGGCAGACAUUCAGUUCCAAGCUGCUGAACUAGGUGGAAACUGACAAAGAUGUUCUUUAGGAAACUCUGGAAGCUGUAGCUGUAGAUACUGAGACUGGUGGGAGAUGAGGGUGUGACUCUCGGUCCCGUCGGUGAGGAAUCACUUCCACAGAAUAAAGCCGUGGGCUCUGUCACGA
Messenger RNA from Miniopterus natalensis, 2689 nucleotides. RefSeq names its product acyl-CoA dehydrogenase short/branched chain (gene ACADSB). The record is from RefSeq and is a predicted model, not a curated record. Gene Ontology annotation, cellular component: mitochondrion. Lineage: Eukaryota; Metazoa; Chordata; Mammalia; Chiroptera; Miniopteridae. Gene Ontology annotation, molecular function: acyl-CoA dehydrogenase activity; flavin adenine dinucleotide binding.